AUGGCACAGUCGCCAGCUGCCGAGGCGCUCAACCCGCCCGUGAUCGUCUUGCCGGCGCGCGUGGAACAUGUUGAUGGGCGAAGCUUUGAAGUCAACGUUUUUCGCGAUGAUGUCUUGCCGGGUGGCACCAAGCAGCGUGCGCUCGAGGCCAUGGUCUUGGCCAGUGACGCCGCGGAAUUUGCCUAUGCCGGUCCAUAUACGGGCUAUGCACAACUGGCGCUCGCCGUCGUGUGUGCCCAGCUGCAGCGACAGGCCGUCGUUAUCUGCGGGCGUCAGCGUGACAACCAAUUGCAUCCCUUGACGGCUCGUGCCAAAUCGUGGGGCGCCAAGAUUAUUGAGGUGGAUUCGUCCGUUCGCCGUCGAGGCCAGUUUCGUGAGGCCACCUUGCGAGAGAUUCAGAGAGCUGGCGAGCUUUACGAGUCGAGGCGGCGGGGCUCAUGUUGCCUCUUGCCCUUUGGCUUGGGCUGUGAUCCCUUCGUUCUCGGCUUGGUGGAGCAGCUCAAGCUGGCUUUGCCUGAGCGUGUGCUGAGGCACCCACCCCGUCGCUUGUGGACGGUGGCCGGCUCUGCUACGCUACUCAAGGUCUUUUCGCUGCUUUGGCCCAACACACAGUUCCUCAUUGUUCAAGUAGGCAAGAAGGUUUGGCCCGACAUCAUGGGGGUCACGGGGCUGGGUGACAUUGACAAGGGAUUGCAAACUGCUGAGCGCUCGUAUGCCUGUGUCAAGUUUGUGGCGAACGAACACUUUUAUGAGAGGGCUCGCGAACCGCCUCCAUAUCCAUCUGUCUGUACCUACGAUGCCAAGGCCUGGUACUUUAUCCGCCGUCAUGCCGAGCCGGGUGAUUUUGUCUGGAACGUGGCUGGUGAUUGUCAAACGGUGCUGAGUGAGGAGGCACAUAAGGUUUAUGAGGACUGGGUGGCAGGCACUCCUCCAGAGCACGAGUGUGCUGCCGAGCGACCAAGCGAUGCUGCUGUGAAUGACUUUCAGGCUGAUAUCUUACGCUGGUAUGGGGCUGACAAGGCGUAUGAUGAGUGGGAAGUGGAUCAGAAAAAAAAGCAUGGCCAUCAAGGUGGCUCGCGCUGGCAGAAGUGA
Messenger RNA from Monosiga brevicollis MX1, 1092 nucleotides. RefSeq lists its product as uncharacterized. Lineage: Eukaryota; Choanoflagellata; Craspedida; Salpingoecidae. The transcript has 8 exons. Bases 1 to 1092 code for a protein of 363 amino acids. The record is from RefSeq and is a predicted model, not a curated record.